Molecule: messenger RNA, 2544 nt
Organism: Adineta steineri
Lineage: Eukaryota; Metazoa; Rotifera; Eurotatoria; Adinetida; Adinetidae
Source: the annotation of a GenBank genome assembly
AGUGUAAAUCACUCUAUUUCAAUAACAUCCACACUCACACCCAAUCACCCACACCCUCCGUAUUUAUUUUGUAUUUCUUUUAAAGUUUUCAAUCGAUUGAUAAUGACGUUUUUGGUGAAAAUUGUGUUUUGCUGUAUGGCUAUAAUUUCGUAUGUGAAUUCAUAUCCAGUUAAUUUUGAAUUGACUGAAUGGACAAAUAUUAAUGAAAUUAAUACAGACUUACAACAUAACUGUCUUUAUAUUUCGAUGUCAAUUCAGCCUCAAAUAAAGUAUAUGUAUUUUGAAAUGUAUCCUAUUCUUCGAAAUUUUCGCCAGAUGAUCUCAUUAUGUUUGAGUGAAUGGCCAUCCACAUGGAAGAUUCAGGAAAAUACACGAGAUCAAAAAUUUAAUUUUUCUCAGCUGGCUGCAUUAAAUAUAACCAGUCUACAAUUAUAUCAUUGGUCAGCACCAAUAGACAUUAUAGAAUCUUAUCAAUCCUAUUUGAAUCAAUUAUCAACUUCAAACAAUAUAUCUUUAUCGACGAAGGUUUUUUAUAAUUGUACACCACCAAGGUUUGGUCCACAAUGUCAAUAUCUAUUUCCUUUUCGAACAAAGCAAAAACUGUCAUCAGUACACGAAUUAAUUCAUGGUUUCUAUUUAGAACGGAUUGAUGCAAGAGAUGAAUUAUCAUGUUAUCAUCAUUUAAAUUGUCGUUUUGGUUCAAUAUUGUUCUGCCUUGAUUGGAAUCAAAUUUGUGAUGGUUUCAUUCAAUGUACCGAUGGAGUCGAUGAACAACAUUGCUGGCAAAUGGAAACGAACCAAUGUAAAGAAAACGAAUAUCGAUGUCGAAAUGGUCAGUGCAUACCCUCAGUGUUUCUUGAUGAUAAUGCAUUUGCUGUUGAAUGUCUUGAUCAAUCAGAUACGAAAGAGAAGUUAGAUUGGGAUCCAACUAUACGAGAAAUGUACGAUCCUCGGCGACCACUAUUCAUCAACGAAGAAGUAGUUAUUUAUAAUGGCACUGGUCAUAUUGGUCCAUUUUAUGAAGGUCGUGAUCGCAGGUAUCUUUUCGUUGAUCGCAUGAUAUUACAACAGGAUACGUCAAUGUUACAAACGUGCCGGUUACUACUUUACUGUUAUCUUGCAAUUUUUGAUUUUUGGGAAUAUAAUUGUAUAGAUAUCUGUUCAAAAGAACAUUGUCAAAAAAAAAUUAAUGAAAGUUGUCCGGAUAUGUUUUAUGUACCAUCUGUAGCAAUUGCCUUUGGUCAUGUCUAUCUAGCAUAUACAAAACAAUACAUUGUUGAACAGAAAGCACGAUUAAAUGCACCUGAAUAUAUAUGUUACAAUGAACAAUUGUGUGGUGGCUUUAAUCCCAAUCAAAAGACAAUUCCUUUUAAUAAUAGUCUAUGUCGUCGUGUUCAAGAUAUUCUUCCACGUGUUAUUUCAAAUACAAAUGGAAUUGUAAUGAUUUGGCAAUACAUUCAUCAAAUAUCAUUUUAUCUUUCGAAAUGUAAUACAAUUCUACAGAAUGAUACAACAUUAUGUGACAAUCGAACGAUGUACCAAUGUUUAAAUUCUUCGAAAUGUAUAGCAAAAAUUCGUAUCUUCGAUCAAUUUCAAGAUUGUGAUUAUGGAGAUGAUGAAGAUAGGCAAAAAAAUAUUUUAACUAAUGAAAUUUGUUCGAAAGAACGAUCUUCAACGCAUUUCAUAUGUCCCAAUACAAACAAAUGUAUUUCUCGAAAGUUAAUGAGAGAUUCGAAAUGUGAUUGUGGAUAUUUAGAUGCCGAACAUUUUGUAUGUCCUGAUGAAUAUACAGAAAUGAAAUCCAUUCGAGAACUCAUAUCAUUUCCAACAAUUUGUAAUGGUUUUAAUGAUUUAAAUCCUAUACUUAUUGAUAGACAAAAUUAUACAGAUGAAACUGAAUGUAAUCAAUGGAUGUGUAAUAAUGCAUAUACUCGUUGUAACGGUUAUUGGGAUUGUUAUGAUGGAGCUGAUGAAGUUGAUUGUCAUGAAUUUUUAUUGGGUUUGAAUUGUUCAGCUCAUAGUUUUUUAUGUCUAUUACCCAUGACACGUAAAUUUGUGUGUCUCUCGAUGGACAAAGGUAAUGAUGGCAAUAUUGAUUGUCUCGGUGCCACCGAUGAACCACAGUUAUGUCGAUAUAAUACUCAAACCUAUAAUAAUGGAUUCUACUGUAAAGAUCGAAAGACUCUUUCAUCCGUUUGUAUUCAACGCAGUGAAAUCUGUACUAUCGAUGAAAUAUGUGCAAACUUGGAAAUGCGUGACCUCUGUACAAUGAGAUUUUCCGACUGGAUAUUUCAAAAUGGUUUCUGUGAUCGAGGCGAUUUUUCAUAUCUUAACGAUACUGAUAUGAAAAUGUGUUAUCUUUUCAGAUUCACUUCAAGACCUGAAAUUGUGCAUUUUUCUCUCGCUCAAGUAAAAUCAAUAUUUAAAGAUAAAGACAGAAACGUCCCAUUCGAAGGAUAUCUUAUUGAUGAGAUGGAUCGAGAUAUACGCAACAGUCAUUGCUAUCAUGGUGUACCUUUGAAAGUUGUAUUAGAUUUUAACAAA